This is a messenger RNA of Venturia canescens, 635 nucleotides long. RefSeq lists its product as uncharacterized. The transcript is spliced from 3 exons. The record is from RefSeq and is a predicted model, not a curated record. The coding region runs from base 22 to 507 and encodes 161 amino acids. Lineage: Eukaryota; Metazoa; Arthropoda; Insecta; Hymenoptera; Ichneumonidae.
GGUUCAAUCUACACACCAAAAAUGGAGAAACGAAAUUGUGCUGCGAUCUUGCUCCUUGUUUUCGGAGUCAUCGGGGUUUAUUCGUACCCUCAAAAUUCUAAUAAGGCAGUAAAUGGUGCAGUGCCGGACGUAUCGGGUCUCGAUCCACACGCAGAAGUAGAGAGUAUCAAUUAUUUACUUUUGGACGAUGAAAACCCAUCAUCGAGAAUGGCUUACCAAGUAGAUGGAAGACCGAAAAGAAGUCCUGGGGGACCGAAAAAAAAUAACGAUAAAUGGUCGCAAUUUCUGCAGCAACUGAGAAAUGCCAACUUGCAGCCAAUCGUAUUACCAAAUCCAACGCCACAAGAAAUGGAACGAAAUCGUUUAAUGGCACAAUUCAAUAAUAUAGUCCACGAAAUCAUGAGGCAGCGCCAAAUCUCCUACGACGACGCGGUUUUGCGCGCAAGAAACGAAAAUCUUCAUUUAUACAACCAAAUACUGCAAGCACAUGGAAUGCUUCAAUUUUAAGUUCUCCACGAUAUUUCACAGCUAAUAUGACUCGUAGCAUAAAUAUUAUAUGGUAUAGUUACGCCAAAAAAUGUAUACUCCUUAUACAUUGAAAUAAACAAGCGAAGAAACGUGAAUGAAUGACAGAA